GCGGGGCCGGUAACCGAACCCGGAAGGCCCUUGCUCGGCCUGGGCUUGAGCCGGCGAGAUGCCGGCGGAGGCCGAGCUCGAGGUGUUGCUCCAAGAGGCCACUCGGCGGAGACUGGCGAAGUUUGACCGGCUGAGAGGUAAAGUCACACAAACUGGAGAAUUCUGGGAUGUUGUUGUAAUUACAGCAGCUGACAAAAAACAGGAAUUGGCUUAUCAGCAACAGCUAUCAGAAAAGUUGAAAAGAAAGGAACUCCCUCUUGGAGUUCAUUACCAUGUUUUUGUGGAUCCCCCUGGACCAAAAAUUGGAAAUGGUGGAUCAACUCUUCAUGUCCUUCAGUGCUUGGAAGAGAUGUAUGGUGAUAAAUGGACUUCUGUUAAUAUCAUAAUAAUUCAUUCUGGUGGUUAUAGUCAACGUUUACCAAAUACAAGUGCACUGGGAAAAAUUUUCACAGCUUUGCCUUUUGGUGACCCUAUUUACCAGAUGUUGGAGCUGAAGUUGGCAAUGUACAUUGAUUUUCCAACCCAUAUGAAUCCAGGAAUUCUCAUUACUUGUGCAGAUGAUAUUGAACUUUAUAGUAUUGGAGCAACAGAAGUCAUCAAGUUUGAUAAACCUGGGUUCACUGCAUUAGCUCACCCUUCAGAUUUGACUAUUGGUACCACUCAUGGAGUAUUUGUGUUAGAUUCAUCUGCUUUAUCAGAAAAAGAGCUUGAAUACAGAUCUUGUCAUCAUUUCCUACAUAAACCUAAUAUUGAAAAGAUGCAUCAGUCUGGUGCAGUAUGCAUAAGGAGGAAUUGCUCUCAACCAAACCCCUCCGGAGAACACAGUGACUUAAAAAUGGACUGCGAGUAUGUGUAUACAGACAGUUUAUUUUACAUUGAUCAUAAUGUUGCAAAACAAUUACUAACAUUUUUUAAGCAGCUGGACACUCUUUGCUGUGAAAUAGAUGCAUAUGGUGAUUUUCUCCAGGCUCUGGGACCUGGAGCAACUCAUGAUUACACAAAAAUCACAGAUAAUGUCACAAAAGAAGGAUCACAGUUAACAGAAAUAAGGCAGAAGCUAUUUUCUCUUCUUAAAGGAACAUCACUUAAUGUUAUAGUCUUAAAUAAUUCCAGGUUCUAUCAUAUUGGGACAACACAAGAGUAUUUGUUUCAUUUUACUUCUGAUAGUAAAUUGAAAUUGGAGCUUGGCUUACUAUCUAAAGCUUUUAGCAUCUUUCCAGAUAAAGCAGAAAACUCAGAUAUAUCGGCAUGUAUCAUUCAAAGCAUACUGGAUUCAAGUUGUGUUAUAGCACCUGCCUCUGUUAUUGAAUACUCUAGGCUGGGACCUGAUGUUUCAGUAGGGACAAACAGCAUUAUCAGUGGUUGUUGCAUAAGUGCUAACACAGAUGUACCACCAAAUUCUUUUGUGAGUUCACUGAGCAUCAGAGUUAAUGGAAAAGUAAUGUAUGUGAGUAUGGUGCUUGGUGUAGAAGACAACUUGAAAAAGAAUGUGAAAUUGUUGUCAGAUGUACAUUCCCUUCAGAUUUUUGGAAUCAGUUUACUGCAGUGCUUGGAACUCUGGGACCUAAGAGUUUCAGACCAACUCUUCUCUGGUGACCAGACAAGUUUGGGUUUGUGGACUGCUCGGAUUUUCCCUGUUUGUUCUACAUUAAGUGGUUCAGUUAGAAUGUCAUUAAAGAUGUUAAAUGCUGUGCAAAACAAAUCAGCUUUUAAACUGAAUGGCUGGAAGCUCCUGUCUAUUGAAGAAAUGCUCUUCUACAAAGAUGUAGAAGACAUGUUGAAGUUCAGGCAGCAAAUUUAUGAAGAAAUCACUCUACAAAGACACAAAGAGAAGUCUGAUUUGUAGAUGUACAGUAUUUUUACACUUUGCCUUUCUUUAAUGUGAAGAUGAUUGAUUGUUUUCAAGCUUGUAAAACCCAGAAGCAAAAAGUAUACAUCAAUGAAAUCAGGAAAAAAAAGAAGUAGAAAUAAUGAAAUUGCAUUAACAGUGUUAUUGUAGCAUAACAUUAAUAAUGCAAAAAACACAGAUAAACUAUUCUUUUGAUGAAAGAAUUAAUGAAAUAUUUCAAAUCUAUGAAAACACUAAGCGGUGAAUUUUCUUGGGGUAUCCAGUAUGUAUGGGUUUUUUUGUUUUGUUUUUUAGUUUUUGUUAAUAUGGAAUGAACAUUAAUUAGGAGUUUGAUUGAAAAUUACUUAAAACUUCUUCAGAGUACAAUGUUGGCUCUUGCAACAUGGUGUGGCAUAGCAAUGAGUUACAUUUCUCUCUUUUCACAGUAUCCUUUUAAAAUGGGUAUUUUAAGAGGCUAAGGUAAUUUUCCAUUAUUUUAAGCAAAACAAAAGAUUUUUUUUUAUAUUUGUUUAAACUUUAGCUCGUCAUCACUUUUACAAACAAUGGGAAAUUUUGUGUAUUUGUGCUAUAUAUAUCUUCUUGCAGAAUGCUGAAUAAUUUGUGGAAAGAAUAUAUCUAAAAAGCUGUGAUCUGAAAUAUUGUAUCAUAAGUAAAUUGAAGUAAAUGCACUUUCCAUA
Molecule: messenger RNA, 2526 nt
Organism: Chelonia mydas (Green sea turtle)
Lineage: Eukaryota; Metazoa; Chordata; Testudines; Cheloniidae
Gene: FPGT
Product: fucose-1-phosphate guanylyltransferase
Exons: 4
Coding region: 59-1846 (595 amino acids)
Molecular function (GO): transferase activity, transferring phosphorus-containing groups
Source: RefSeq, a predicted model, not a curated record